UAUAUAUUAACCGAAAAUAAACAAAUUAAAAAACCUUUAAAUAUUUAUAAUAUUAUUUAAAUGUAUUUAAAAAGAUAUGAUACUGUGCUAAUAACAAGUAAUUGGUUGGAUAUACAUAUUUACUUAAAAAGAAAGUGUUUGAGAAGAGGAUAAAUAAAAAUUAUUAUUUGAACAACUCUAGAAGGAUCCAGUUGAGGAUCAAGCAACAAGCAAAUGCAAGCUGUGUUAUAGCCCAUAGUAUAAUAAUACAUAUAUACACAGAGAGAGAGAGACAUAAAAAAGAGAAAAAAAAAAAAAAAAGUAAAAUAAAAAAGAGACGUGGUGGAGGUUCCCCAAGUGUGUUUUUUGUCUCACGACCGGAUCGAAUACGGGCGAGAGAUAGACAUACAUAUACACCUAUACACUAAAUUCAGUGUUUGUUAUUUUUUAUAUAUAUAUAUACAUAGCUAUAUGUAGUGUCUCCUCGGUGAACUUGAGUGGUAUUCUUCUCUUCUUAUAUACAUAUAUGUAUUCGCGUGACUACCCAAUACAUUUGGAAUUUCGAAUGCGUGUUUUCUCGCGUCUUCAAAAAACAUAAAUACGAAACACAGUGGAAUUUCAUUCGGAGCUUAUAUAUAUAUAUUAUAAAUAUUUAUUUAUUUAUUUACACACUGACACGUGGAGUUUUUUUUUGCAAGUGAUUAUUUAUAUUUGUUAAUUAUUAAAUAAUUUUCAAAGUAAUUUGUGUUGUGUUGUGUUAUGUGUGUGAAUGAGCACAUUGUGUCUGACCAUUGUAUUACCAUUUCUACUUGAAAAUAUUUUAUAUUGUGAUUUUCAUAGUGAUUGUUGUAAUUGGUGGUAAUUUUUUUUCACCAUUUUAAGUGUUUGUGUUUGAUGUAUAAAAAAAAAAUAAAAUUGAAUUAAAAUAGAAUUCAAUUUUUAUAAUAUAAAAAUAAAAUAAUAAGUGUGUCGUGCUGGGGCAGAUGUAUGACGGAUCAUGGUUUCAGCUUCCGGUCCUACAGGGAUCCUAGCGGGACGCCCAUCACAAAAUUAUCAUCAUCGUCAACAACAACAAGAACAACAACAACAACAAUAUAUGGAAAAUGUCAAUGAUGAAGAUGAAAGAAUAAAUAAUAAUGAUAAAAUUAAAAAUGAAGAAAAUAGAUUACGACAUGAAUCGGAUUUAUACAUCAGGCCAAGUUGGACUGAUGCUGCAAUUGCUCUUGAUCAACUUGAAAAGGGAAAAGCUGAGGGUCAAAGAUCAGCAGUAUGGAUUAGAGCUAGUCUUCAAGAUGAACUUAGUCAAUUGGGAUAUUUUUUACAACGACAUGCUGGAAAAGUAAUAUUUGUUGCUAUUAUUGUACUUGCAACAUUUAUUGUUGCUCUUAAAUCUGGUCAAGUUCAUACCAAGGUAGAACAACUAUGGAUACAAGAAGGUGGAAGAUUGGAAAAAGAAUUGGAGUAUACAAUUGAGGUACUUGGUGAAGUACCAUCAACACAUCAAUUGGUUAUUCAAACACCAAAAUAUUCUGGUGCAAAUUUAUUAAAUCCAAAUGCACUUAUUGAACAUUUAAAUAUUCUUACUACUGCCAUUGAAACUGAGGUUCAACUUUUUGACGUCACUUGGACAUUAAGAGACAUGUGUCAUACACCAGCAAUGCCAAUUUUCGAAGGUGUUGUUGCCGAGAUGUUUACAAAAAUAGUUCCAUGUGCAAUCAUGACACCACUUGAUUGUUUUUGGGAAGGAAGUAAACUCAUAGAUUAUGCUGUAGCAAUACCUGGACCAAAACAUUCACAGUAUAUUCGUUGGACAAGUUUAAAUCCAACAGAAAUAUUACAUCAAAUGAAAAAUGCCGGUUAUUCAUUUCCAUUUGAAUUACUUGAAGACUACAUGAAACGUGCUGGUGUAACAAAUGGAUAUCAAACAAAACCAUGCUUGGAUCCUUAUGAUCCAGCUUGUCCAGAUACAGCACCAAAUAAACUCUCAAAAUCGUUACCAGAUGUUGGGACAGAAUUAGCUGGUGGUUGUUAUGGAUUUGCAGCAAAUUAUAUGCAUUGGCCAGAAGAAUUACUAGUUGGUGGUGUUAAACGUAAUAAAAGUGGUAGUUUAACAAGAGCAUCUGGUUUACAAUCAAUUGUACAAUUAAAUGGUGAACGUGAAUUUUAUGAACGUUAUGAUAAAGAUUAUAGAACUCAAGAUAUCGAUUGGUCACAAGAAAAAGCAUCACAUGUAUUACAAACAUGGCAACGUGCAUUUACAAAUUCAGUUAAAAAACAAAUGAAUGCAAAUCGUGGUUUAUCAAUGUAUAACAUGUAUACAUUUAGUACAACAACAAUGAAUGAUAUAUUGGGUAGUUAUAGUAAAGUAUCUGUUAAAAAUAUAUCAAUUGGUUGUGGUUUCAUGUUACUCUAUGCCGGCAUUGCAUUAUUUCGUUGUAAUGAUUCAAUUAAAUCACAAUCAAGUGUUGCCAUUGGUGGUGUAUUGCUAACAUGCGCAAGUGUUGUUGCUGGUCUUGGUUUUUGUGCUCUACUAGGUAUACCAUUCAAUGCAAUAACAACACAAAUAAUACCAUUUUUAGCACUUGGUCUUGGGCUACAUGAUAUGUUUUUAUUGACACACACCUAUGCUGAGCUGGAUAUUAAAAAUAUACCAAGCUCUGAACAAACUGGUAUUGUAUUAAAACGUACUGGUUUAUCUGUAAUAUUAAAAAGUUCAUGUGUUGGAUUAGCAUUUUUUGCUGCAUCAUUAAUACCAAUACCAGCACUAAGAAUGUUUUCAAUACAAGCUGGUAUAUUGAUAUUUUUUAAUCUUGGUUCAAUAAUACUUGUAUUUCCAACAAUGGUUAGUCUUGAUUUACGUCGUCGACGUUCUGGUAGAUCAGAUAUAUUAUGUUGUUGUUUACCAGCAUUAAAUGAUAAUAUUAUUGCUAAUAAUAAAAAUUUAAGAUUAAUCAAUAAAAAUAUUAGCAGUAAUAAUAAUAAUAAUCGUGCUAAACAAACAAUAACAAGAGCAAUGCCACCAGAUAGAAGACAAACACAAACGAAAAUAUUAACAAAUGACAAUGAUAAUAAUGAAUCAUGGGUUGGUGGUAAUAAUAUCAGUGAUAUUGAAAGUAACAACAUCAAUAUUAAUAAUUAUCACAACAACAACAAUAACAAUAACAACAACAACAAUGAAAUGGAUAAAUUAACUGGUCAUAAUAAAAAUCAUGAUGAUUGUUUAUUGUUUAAAUUUUCAUUAACUAAAAUAGCAUCAAAACAUUAUGCACCAUUUGUUACAAAUUCAGCAACAAAAUUUUUUGGUAUGUUGAUAUUUGUAUUUUUAUUAGCUGCAAGUGUAUGGCAAUCAAUGAAAGUCAUUGAUGGUUUUGAAUUGACUGAUCUUGUACCACGUAAUUCAGAUGAGUAUGCAUUUUUAUUAGCUCAAUCAAAACAUUUUGGUGUAUUUAAUAUGUAUGCUGUUACUGGACGUGAUUUUGAUUAUCCACAUAAUCAAAAAUUAUUGUAUGAAUAUCAUGAUUCAUUUAUUAGAAUUAAAAAUAUUAUUAAAAAUGAUGAUGGUGGUUUACCAAAAUUUUGGCUUAUGUAUUUUCGUGAUUGGUUAAAAAAUUUACAAAAUGCAUUUGAUAAAGAUUAUCGUUCUGGUUGUAUUGAUGAAGAAAAAUGGUGUUCAAAUGCAACAGAUGAUGCAAUAUUAGCAUAUAAAUUAUUAGUACAAACUGGACAUGCUGAUAAUCCAAUUGAUAAAUUUCUCAUUAGUAGAAAUCGUCUUGUUGAUAAUGAUGGUAUUAUUAAUCCAAGAGGUUUUUAUAAUUAUUUAACAUCAUGGGCAACAAAUGAUGCAUUUGCAUAUGAAACAUCACAAGGUAAUUUACGUCCAUUACCAAAAGAACAAAUGCAUGAUCGUCGUGAUGUUGAGCUUAUUAUUAAAAAAAGUUCACCAUUAACAUAUGCACAAAUGCCAUUUUUUUUACAACGUUUAACUGAUACAAAUUCAAUAACACAAUUAAUAUCUGGUGUUAGAGAAGUUUGUGAAAAAUUUGAAGAACGUGGAUUACCAAAUUUUCCAUCUGGUAUACCAUUUUUAUUUUGGGAACAAUAUAUGGAUUUACGUAGUUGUUUAGGUAUUGCAUUACUUGCUGCACUUGGUGCUAGUUUUGCUGUUGUUGGUAUAUUAUUAUUAAAUUUUUGGGCAGCAUUAUUAGUUGUAAUAUCACUUGCUGGUGUUGUAUUACAGUUAUUUGGUGUUAUGGGUUUUAUUGGAAUGAAAUUAAGUGCAGUACCAGCUGUACUACUUGUUGUCAGUGUUGGAAUUGCUGUACAUUUUAAUGUUCACAUUUGUUUGAGUUUUGUAACAAGUGUCGGUGGUAGAGACCGCAGAGUACGUCUUGCUCUGGAGCAUAUGUUUGCUCCAAUAAUACAUGGUGCAAUAACAACACUAAUUGCUGUUAUGAUGCUUGCAUUUUCAGAAUUUGAAUUUGUCAUUAAAUAUUUUUUCCUUGUUUUAUUGUGUUUAAUUGGAAUUGGUCUUGUUAAUGGACUAUUUUUUUUUCCAAUUUUAUUAUCAUUAAUUGGACCAAGUGCUGAAGUUAUACCGUAUGAUCAACCAGAUCGUAUAUCAACACCAACACCACCACCAUCACCAAAAAUAAGACGUUCAAAACCACCAGCACCACCAAGAAGACCACAUAAAAUUGACAAUAGAAAUUUACACAAUGAGCCAUCAUUAACAACAAUAACUGAAGAAUCAAAUUCUUGGAACAGUGCACAAGAUACACAAUCAUGUAUUAUUGUACAACCAGAAGUUAAAAUUGAAACAACAUCAUCAACUUGUGGCAAUCAGAAUUGUGGCGGUUCAGACUCAUCUGGAUCUAGUCAAACAUCACCAGUAACAUCAACACCACAUAUUACAACAAAGGUCACUGCAACAGCAAAUAUUAAAGUUGAAGUACACACACCACUUUCCAAUGGAGGAGAUAGGGGUGAUAAAUACCGACAUUCUUCAUCAAAUGGCAGAAGGAGUACGCGUUGCAGUGCAAACAUUAAUGCAGAGUCAUCCUGUUCAAGUUCUGAACAGGCUACUGACAAUGUCAAUGUCAAACACAAAUAGAUUUUAUAAUAAUAAUAAUAAUGAUAAUAAUAAUGUGUUACGGGAUGAUCGGCAGCUACUGCUCAAGUACCAAGCGGGAAAUUACAGAAGGCUGACUAGGUAUAAUAUAUAUAAUUUAUUUUUUAUUAAUUUCUCAUAUUAAUAUUUCUCCCAAUACACUUAAACACAAGUCAAUUAUACAAAUGAAUUAUUGUUAUUAUUAUUAUAACUAUUUUUAAUUGUUAAUAUUUUUUUUUUGUAAAUUUAUUAUUUAAAUAAUU
Molecule: messenger RNA, 5349 nt
Organism: Aphidius gifuensis
Lineage: Eukaryota; Metazoa; Arthropoda; Insecta; Hymenoptera; Braconidae
Gene: ptc
Product: protein patched
Exons: 10
Coding region: 977-5089 (1370 amino acids)
Biological process (GO): smoothened signaling pathway
Cellular component (GO): plasma membrane
Molecular function (GO): hedgehog receptor activity; hedgehog family protein binding; smoothened binding
Source: RefSeq, a predicted model, not a curated record